CUUUUUUACACAGCUAACCUUUCGCAAAUUAGUCCAUAGAAGAAGAAAGCAUCAUCUCAAUCCUCAAUAUUAAAAGUUGCCACCAAUUUUGUCUGUUCUUUUGCUACAGCUUCCUUAAAUUCGGCUUCAUUUCCGGGAGAAAAAACAAUCUAAGAACUAAAAGAAAAAAGCUUCUACUCCAAUCUCCAGCUUCCACCUCUUGCCGGAGAAACUAAAAUGGCUGAGCCGCCACCGCCACCGCAGCAGGUUCGUUUCGGAAUAAUGGGCUGCGCUACUAUAGCUCGCAAAGUUGCCCGAGCCAUAAUGCUGGCUCCCAACGCCACAAUUGUAGCCAUUGGGAGCCGGUCGCUAGAGAAAGCGGUCAGCUUCGCGAAGGAAAACGGCUUCCCGGCUACGGCUAAAGUGUACGGGAGCUACGAUGCCGUCCUGGACGACGAAGAAGUGGAUGCAGUUUACAUACCUUUGCCGACGAGCCUGCACGUGGAGUGGGCGGUCCGGGCGGCUCAGAAGAAGAAGCACGUGCUCUUGGAGAAGCCGGUGGCGCUGAAUGUGAAGGAGCUGGAUGCGAUACUGGCGGCUUGUGAAUCCAGUGGGGUGCAGUUCAUGGAUGGUACAAUGUGGAUGCAUCAUCCCAGAACUGCCAGGAUGAAGGAGGUUCUCUCUGAUCCUCAACAGCUCGGCCAAAUCAAAACGAUACACAGCGCAUUCUCAUUUGCCGGAGGCCCUGAAUUUCUCAAAAACGACAUCCGAACAAAACCAGAUCUCGAUUCACUCGGAGCUCUAGGUGAUUUGGGUUGGUAUUGCAUUCGAGCCAUUUUGUGGGCAUUUGAUUACGAACUCCCGAAAUCCGUAACCGCAAUUGCCGAUCCAGAGGUAAACGAUUCAGGGGUGAUCUUAUCAUGUGGUGCAUCACUAAAAUGGCAAGAAGGCGGAAGAACAGCCACUUUUUAUUGCUCUUUCCUAACAACCAUGGUUAUGGACCUUACCGUCCUCGGAACCAAUGGAAAUCUCCACGCCAAUGAUUACGUUAUCCCUGUGAACGAGAAUGACGCGACAUUUUACAUGAACCGGAUUAACAGGAUCGCUAAUUACGCCUACAGCUUGGGAAAUCCGGCCCGCGAAGAGACUAUCGCGACGGAUCUUCCUCAGGAAGCGCUGAUGAUCAAGGAAUUUUGUGAUUUGGUUGGUGGGAUACAGGGGAAUGGUGCAAAUCCUGAGAAGAAGUGGGGAGAGAUUAGUACGAAGACUCAGGUUGUUCUGGAUGCUGUUAAGGCUUCUAUUGAUAAUGGGUUUAAGCCCGUUGAAGUUGUUUACUAGAUGAUUUUUUUUUGCAUUAAAGUUACUCCCGGCCACAAAAGAAACACACAACAAAUAGAACAAUUAUUUCGAGAUAAAGAAAGUAUUUUUACAAAACUUUGGUUUGUUAAUUAGUUAUCUAAAUUUUGGAUAUGAUUCUUGAAUAUCAUCAAUCAUCGAUUCGGG
This is a messenger RNA of Oldenlandia corymbosa var. corymbosa, 1482 nucleotides long. Lineage: Eukaryota; Viridiplantae; Streptophyta; Magnoliopsida; Gentianales; Rubiaceae. The record is from the annotation of a GenBank genome assembly.